CAAUAAAGUGUCCUUUCAAUAGAGUUAUUAAACGACUAUCCAGUGCGAGAUAAAGCAAUCCGUUCCCUCGCCCCCAGCGUUGCCAGGACCUCCAUCAAGCUCCUGGAAAGGUCUUCUCAAUUACUCCACGGCGAGCGGAAGAGUGUGCGAGAGAAAUGGCCCCAAUUUAGACAGGCCCCGCAGGCUGAUCCUGAUGGUAUCAGCCCAAAGUACUCGGGACUAAUUGCAUUCGGUCAGCCUGGGCUAUAAAGCCACUCACCCAGAGCCGGUUGCGUGAGCCGGACACAGCCAAGCAUUUCCCCAGCCAUGAGCACCAAUGGUAUCGCGGCUGUGGCCGAAAGCUACCAGAAGUUCAACCCUCGGGCCUACCUGCAAAACAACUACAUGCCACCCCGUGCCAACUUCACGAGCGAAGAGUUUGCAGUGCCCUGGAAACUUCGCUGCCUGGCAGAUGCCUUUGCCACGGGGGAAAUCUGCGGCCGCACCCUUAUUGAUAUUGGCACAGGCCCCACCAUUUAUCAGCUCCUCAGUGCCUGCGACUACUUUGAGGAGAUAGUGGCCACAGACUACCUGGAAGUGAAUCGGGCCGAGAUACAGAACUGGGUGCUCGGUGAAGACUCCAGCUGCUUUGACUGGUCCCCUUACAUCCAGUAUACCUGUAAGAUUGAAGGCAAUGGGGAACCGUGGAAGGAAAAAGAGCAAAAGCUGAAGAAGAAACUCAGAAGGAUCCUUCCCAUCGAUGUCCACCAGGCCAAACCUCUAGGUUCCUCUCUCAGCCAACCAGCCGAUGCUUUGGUCUCUGCUUUCUGCCUGGAAGCCGUGAGCCCUGACCGACCGAGUUUCGACCGGGCCCUGCGGAACGUCACAACGCUUCUCAAGCCUGGUGGCCACUUCCUCAUGAUCGGGGCUUUGGAUGAGUCCUUCUAUUUGGCUGGAGAAGCCAAGCUGUCAGUCGUGCCCGUCAGCGAGGCAGAUGUCAAGGAAUCCUUCGCCAAGAGCGGCUAUCGCACCCACAACUUCCGCUCCUACGUCAUGCCGCCGAGCCUGAAGAUUGGUGUGGAUGAUGUGCAAGGGAUCUUCUUCAUCCAUGCACAGAAGACAGCCUGAUCCUAGCUCGCCUAGCAGAAACACACACACAAGGCCCUUGCGCCCUAAAACCCAGCUUAUUGCAUGCUGCUCCUGUUCUUUUCUGUAUUGCUGCUCCUGUGAUGAUAGCUGAUCCUCUGUUCUGUGAGUGCAAAUAAGUGUGUGUUCACUUCCACACCAUACAUUUAACAUGUUUAAAGCAUAUGGCUUUCCCCCCCGAACUGUAGUUUAUCCCUCACAGACCUAGAGUUCCCAGCACCCUUAACAAACUACAGUUUGCUGAAUUCUUUGGGAGGAAGCCAGAUGCUUAAAAUGUUCUCUUGCAUUGUUCACACAGAUCAAAAUGUCAGCCUGUUGUCCCCCCCCCUCACCUUUAAUCCAGAUUUCCUAUUUCUGUGGAAAAUCUAGUGCUGAAAUCUAAACAAAAAUCCUGUUGCUGACAGCCCUUUCGUGACAUCUUAAUGACCUGUUUGCAAUAUCAAGUCCCCCCCCCCCCAUUUAUUGCAAAGCGCUUGACGUUCCUUGUAAACUACUUAAGAGGUUUUACUACGGUUAAGUGGUAUAUAAAUUUUGUUAUGAAAUAAA
Molecule: messenger RNA, 1671 nt
Organism: Podarcis raffonei (Aeolian wall lizard)
Lineage: Eukaryota; Metazoa; Chordata; Lepidosauria; Squamata; Lacertidae
Gene: PNMT
Product: phenylethanolamine N-methyltransferase
Exons: 3
Coding region: 307-1107 (266 amino acids)
Cellular component (GO): cytosol
Molecular function (GO): phenylethanolamine N-methyltransferase activity
Source: RefSeq, a predicted model, not a curated record